Lactuca saligna is the source of this 2361-nucleotide messenger RNA. Lineage: Eukaryota; Viridiplantae; Streptophyta; Magnoliopsida; Asterales; Asteraceae. The record is from the annotation of a GenBank genome assembly.
AUGGAAUUCCUUCAAAAGCUCACCAGAACUAGAAGCAAAGACAUUUACUUUUGCCUUCCACAAGAGUCUUUAAGUCAGGGAAUUCAUACACUGGUGAAUGACGGUGAUUACAAAGAAUUUUUGGAUUUGGCUUAUGCAAAUGAGAGGAGAAUGAAUGUGUAUGUGGACCACUGUAAUGAACCAAUCUUCGAAUGGAUUGAGGAUGAGGAAAAUGAAGAUCAAGACUACAGCUGUGAAGAGGAUGAAGACUCGGUAUUCUCGGAGACGUAUUCUGUUGACCAUGAAGAAGAUGAUGUUGAAUAUCCAUUCCCAGCUAACAAAACCAAGGGUGACAGGUUCUUAAACAAACUUUGUGUAGACACAUUAGAUGAAGGUGUUGAAUAUGUUGAACCUCGAUACCCUGUACAUGAUGAUAGACAACCAUGGAAUCAGAUGAAACCAGUGUUAGGUAUGCGAUUUUCUAACCCUGAUGAGCUUAAAAACAUGUUGAGCAACUAUGCAGUUGUUGGUGGAUAUGAUCUCUGGUUUGAAAAAAAUGACUCCCAAAGGUUGUUAGUUAAGUGUUGCAAAAAAAACAAGUCACCUAAUUGUCCAUUUAGACUUUGGGCCUCUUGGAUGAGUAAAGAGAGGACUUUUCAGAUAAAAUCUUUAGUUAGUGAACAUAAUUGUAGCAGGGUGUUUAAGUUUGGGUCUAUAGUAACUUAUAAGUGGUUAGGAAAACAGUUUAUGAGUGAAAUUAUAGAGAAGCCAAAAAUCAGUGUUAGGAAGAUGAAAGCUAAAGUUUCAACAACAUUCAAUAUAAAUGUGAGUGAGGGGCAAUGCAGAAAUGCAAAGAAAUUUGCAUUACAAGAAAUUGAAGGAAGUCUAAUUGAACAUUAUGGGAGAUUAUGGUCAUAUGGUCAUGAAAUUCUGAGGACAAACCCUGGGUCUACUGAAGGGUGCAGGCCUGUGAUUGGCAUUGAUGGUUGCUUUCUAAAGGGUAUUGUGAGGGGAGAAGUUUUGGCAGCUGUAGGGAGGGAUGCAAACAACCAAAUCUACCCUAUAGCAUGGGCUGUAGUUGGAGUUGAGAACAAGGCCACAUGGAAGUGGUUCAUAGAUCUUAUCAUGGAUGAUAUUGACGGUGGUCUUGGUACAGGCAUUACCCUUUUUUCUGAUGGACACAAGGGGUUGCUAGAAGCAGUAAAAGAAAGGUGUCCAGAAGCUGAACACAGACAAUGUGCCAGGCACAUUGUGGCUAAUUUUGCUAAAAGGUUUACCGGUCAACAUUUCAGGAAGCUUUUUUGGAGGGCUGUUAGAGCUAGUACUGAACAGAAGUUCAAACAUGUAAUGGAAAAGAACAAAUCUUUAGAUACUCAAGCAUAUGAGUACCUUAUGGACAGAGAUCCUAGUACCUGGUCUAAGGCAUUUUUUAAAGAGGGCAGAGAUUGUGAUGCAGUUGAGAAUGGGGUGAGUGAGAGUUUCAAUUCUGCUAUUAGGCAUGCUAGAAGGAAACCAAUCAUCACUAUGCUAGAGGAGAUUAGGAUAUUUGUGAUGGAGAGGAUAUACAGUCUUAGAGUAGAAGGAAUUGAAUGGGAUUUGAAUAUCUGUCCAAGUAUUAGGAAGCGUAUACAAGAUUUGAAGGUUAAACAGAGAUUGUGGGGGGUUACUCCUUGUGGUUAUCAAAAGUAUGAAGUUAGGUUCCAUGAUGCAGCAUAUGGAGUGGAUCUAAUUGCAAAGACUUGUGCAUGCAGAAUAUGGCAACUUACAGGGAUACCAUGCUUACAUGGAGUAGCUGCAAUCUCUUCCCUGAAUCAAGAUGCAGAAACAUAUGUGUCCCAAUCAUACAGUAAAGAGGCUUAUCUAAAAUGCUAUAAUUAUAGCAUUAACCCUCUCAAUGGUAGUGAUAUGUGGGAAGAAGUUCCUUAUCGAAAGCCUUUGCCUCCAAAAAGAAGAAGAUUACCUGGUAGGCCAUCAGUGAAAAGGAAGAGGGAUGCAGUGGAAAGGGAGUUGAGUGGACCAGUUAGACAUUCUGUGACAAGAAGGGGAUCCCUGAUAAAGUGUAGUAUUCGCAAGGAACCAAGUCAUAACAAGAAAAAGUGUCCAUCUAAGCAGCAAACAAAUACAUCAGCACCAAGUUCAUCCAGGGAUAGUGGAGCAGGACCAAGUCAACCACCAGCAGCAGCCCAACCACCUCCACCACCACCACCAGUAGCAGGCCAACCACCUCCACCACCACCACCAGCUGCAAGGCCUGUCCCAAGAAGGGCCCCAAUUGGUAGAACUGGACGGAGGAAAUAUUCUGAAAGGAUUGUCAAAAUGGCAUUGAGGAGGAACAUACCUGGGGUUGGGAGCAGUGCAGAGAACCCUGUAGUCCUUAAUUAA